AUGGAGGUAGGACUCUACCAAGGGUCUGCAUUGAGUCUGUUUCUUUUUGCGGUUGUGUUGGAUGAGCUGUCAAAGUCAAUUCAGGGGAUUGUUCUAUGGUGCUUGCUUUUUGCGGAUGAUAUUGUGUUACUUGCGGAGAGUAAACAUAGCCUAAAUGCAAAGCUAGAGGAGUGGCGAGCAGCUUUGGAGGGAAAAGGUUUAAAGAUAAGUCGUUCUAAAAUCGAGUACCUUUAUUGUGAUUUCAGUGGUGCAGGCGACGGAGAGGACAGUCGGAUCAACAUAGAGGGCCAAGUGGUCCUGCAUGAAACCAAGUUCAAAUAUCUAGGGUCGUUUGUACAAAGUGAUGGGGAGAUAGAUAGCGACGUAGCCCAUCGCGUCCAAGUUGGAUGGUGUAAGUGGAAAGUAGCUAGUGGUGUAUUGUGCGAUAAGAGGUUCCCGGUUAAACUAAAGGGGAAGUUUUAUAGGGUUGCAAUUAGACCGGCCAUGUUAUAUGGAACAGACUAUUGGGCUAUUAAGAAGUUGCAGGCGCGUAAGCUGGAGGUAGCAGAGAUGGGGAUGUUGAGGUGGAUGUGUGGACACACUAGGCUAGACAAGAUAAGAAAUAAGGUUUUUAGGGAUAGAAUAGGGGUAGCUAGUAUAUCCGAUAAAAUAAGGGAGGGGAAGUUGAGAUAG
This is a messenger RNA of Helianthus annuus (common sunflower), 672 nucleotides long. RefSeq lists its product as uncharacterized. The record is from RefSeq and is a predicted model, not a curated record. The transcript has a single exon. Lineage: Eukaryota; Viridiplantae; Streptophyta; Magnoliopsida; Asterales; Asteraceae. The coding region runs from base 1 to 672 and encodes 223 amino acids.